Amborella trichopoda is the source of this 4892-nucleotide messenger RNA. Lineage: Eukaryota; Viridiplantae; Streptophyta; Magnoliopsida; Amborellales; Amborellaceae. The record is from RefSeq and is a predicted model, not a curated record.
CCCUCUGUUUCUCAUCUGAUCUCAUCUCUCUCUCUACAAACUGAGUUUCUCAUCUCUCUCUCUCUCUCUAAAAAUACAUUGCUUUUUGCGUUCUGAAAGUGCUAGACAUUGGUCGAGUGGAAAUAUCUUUCUCUCUCUAAACAUUCUCUAAACAUUGGUCUGGUUUCCUUGUUCUGAAAGCAAUCCAUAAGCAGCGAAAUCGUCAACAGAGGGCAUCCAAGCAAGGGAAUAUAGCAUGGAAGAAGAAAACAAAGUAACUUCAGGAGAAGACCACACUGUGGUGGCUCAAAAAAAUGUGGGCCAUGCUACUGACUUAGUUGAUGACACUUCUCCAAGUGCACCUCUGAAAAAAGGUGCAGAACCAGAAGAACUUGCUAAUGGGGUGUUGCACGCAAGUGAUGUCACUAUAGAAGACCUGGAGGGACCAGUGGAAAAGCAACUUCCUUCAGCAAUGAAAACCAGUCAGGGCCAUGAAGAAGAGGACAUUGCUUUGGGUGGCGAAUUUGUGAAAAUCGACAAGGAAUCUUUGGAAGUGAAACAUGCACCCAUUGUUCAAGGAGUGGAAGAGAGUAGUUCAAUUUUAGAAAGAGAUGUGGGUACUCCAGAAAAGACCAGAGAUGUGCUUGAACUGGAAGAGAAACUCAGUGGUCUUGAACUAGAAUUGCAGAGAAUGGUUAAUGAACUGAAGAUCUCAGAAUCUCAGAAAUUGAAACUAAAGGACGAACUUCUUGUAGCAACUGAGAAAUUGGAGGGAAAGACCAAGCAUUCUUCUGAGCUUGAACUGGUAGAAAAAGAAAUGAAGGAACGACUUGCUUCUGCUGAGUCAAUGAUCAGAGAAUCUGAAGAGAAACACAAGUUACAGCUUGAGUCUCUCGAAGAAGCAUUGAGAUCGAAUGAGACUAAACACAAUGAGCUGAUUGAAUCAAAGGAUGCAUUGGAUAAACUUACUGCUGACAUAGAAAAUAUGAGGUUUAAGAUGCAGGAUUUAGAAGAGAAGUUGCAGUCUUCAACAGAUGACGCACAGAGAUAUGAGUCCCAGAUGAAGGAAAGGGAGUCUCAUGCCACAAUUGCAACUGAAAGGGCUCAAGAAUUUGAGAAAGUGUUGGAGCUGGCCAAGUCCAGUGCAGCAGAGAUGGAGGCACAAAUGGGUUCUCUUCAAGAAGAGUUGAAGGUGCUCUAUGAGAAGAUUGCUUCAUAUCAAAAAGUAGAAGAAACCCUGCUUGUCACUGAAGCUUCUCUCUCUACAGCUCGAGAAGAGUUGGAGCUUUCAAAAAAGCGCACCCAUGAUUUGGAAGAAGUGCUUGCAUCUAGAGAAGCUCGUGUUGAAGAGUUAACGGAUGAGUUGAAUCUGCACAAGGCUUCUGAAGAACAAAUGAAGCAAGACAGUCUAGCUUUGGAAGGUCUUUACUCUGAAUCUAAAGCAAACCUCGAAGCUCAAAAUCAACAAUUUGAAGAGUUAGAGUUCAAACUACAAGAGGCACUGAAGGCCAAUGAAAGACUGGAAACUAUUGUGAAAGACCAUGAAUCACAAAUCACGAAAUUAGGUGAUGGAUUGGCAAUGGCAGCUAAGGGGAAAGAAAGUCUGGAAGCUGCCUUGUCUGAAGUGAAUGGUAGCUUAUCCCAAAGUGCGGAGUUAAACAUGUCUCUCCAAGAGAAGUUGAAUACAUUGGAAGAGGAGUCCUUGAAAGCUAAUUCACUUCUUAGAGAAGCUCUCUCGAAAAAUACUGAGAUGGAGCAGACUGUGAAGUCCCUCGAUGAAUUGUAUCGUGAAGCUGAAGCAGAGGCUGCCAGUUCAAAAAAACUGAGUCUUGAACUCCAAGAAUUGCUUCAUGCUUCAAAUUCUACCGAAGAUGAAGCAAAGUCACUACUCAAAGAGGCUGAACUAAGGCUGAUAAACUUAGAGAAAAAAAAUACUGAGCUCGAAGAGCUGCUAAAGAUAGCUGAAACAAGAGGCUUGGAUGCUGAUAAGGAAGCAAAAGGGUUCUAUGAGAAGAUAUCUGAACUUAGUGUGAAACUAUGUGAGGGGGAAGAAGAAAGCGCGAAGUUAAAAACACAAAUGAGAGAAUAUGAAAACCAGAUAGCUGAGUUGAAAUCUACCUUGGAUCAGUCCUCUCUGAAGAAUUCCGAGCUUGAGCUAGAGAUGAAGGGUGUCUUAGAGAGAUGUGCAGAACAUGAGGGUCGUGCCAAUACCACUCAUCAAAGGAGCCUUGAACUUGAAGACUUGAUUCAAUUAUCUCAUUCCAAAUCAGAGGAUGCCGGUAAAAGGGUUGCAGAAUUGGAAAUUUUGCUAGAACAAGCUGACCAACAUAAAAAAGAGCUCCAAGAAAAAAUAAGCCAGGCAGAAGUUAAAUGCAGAGAUUCAGAAGAAGAAUCCAAGCACCAUUUGAGCAAGGUUUCUGAGCUUCUGGGUGAACUGGAGCAGUCGAAAGCCAAAGCAGCCAGCCUAGAGGUUGCUUUACAAGUUGCUAGUGAAAAGGAGAGGGAAUUGGAAGAAAGGCUGAAUCUCAUUUCAGAAGAACAUAAGGUAUCAAAAGAACAAGCUAGAACAUACCAAGAGAGUGCAGAUGAAGGGGCUACAUUGGCUGCUUCACUUCGGGAUGAAUUGGAAGAGGCCUCUGCGAAGUUGGUAUCAUUUGAAAGCCUCAUAAAAGAACUGGAAAGCAAGGUUUUGGAAUCAGAAGCUAAAGCAGCACAGUUUUAUUCAGAGAAUGAGGCAUCUGUAGAGGCCAAAUUGAAGCUGGGCCAUGAAUUGGACGACUAUAAAAGCAAGGUAGAAGACCUACAGGGACUUCUUAAUUCUGUUAAGUCUGAGAAAGAAGCAGCCAUCUCAGAAGUGGACUCUCUCAAAAAGGUUGUUAAUGAUUUAAAUGAGGAAAACGUAAGGCAUGUAACUCUCCAUUCUGAAAAAGAGUCUUGCAUCAAGGAUAGAGAGAUUCAACUUCAGGAGUCGAUCGAGAAGUUUUCAGUGAGAGAUGUUGAGGCCAAAGAUUUGAGUGAGAAGUUAACUACACUUGAAGAACAAAUAAAACUUUAUGAACGAAGGGAUUUGGAGAGGAAAGUAGAACUGGAAGAGAGCCUAUCUAAGUUGGGUAAUCUAGAGAGAGAAAUUGGAGAGCUUAAGCGUAAGGGAGAUAAGUUGGAAUUAGAGAAUGAAGUGUUGGCUGAGGCCAACAUGAAGCUGAACCAGGAGCUGGCUGAUUAUCAGGGUAAGUUGAUGGAUUUACAGGGAACUUCUAAUUCAGUUAAAGUUGAAAAGGAAGAAAUAGCAGAAAAGCUUGCUUCUUGCAUGAAGACUAUAAAUGACUUGACAGAGCAGCUUGCUGUUGAAGGAGAGAGAUUCCAGGCUCAGAUAUCUUCAGUUGUUGAGGAGAAAAAUGCAUUGAAAGAGACAUACCAAAGCAAAAAGAAUGAACUUCAAACCAUAAUAUCCGAGAUGGAAGGGCAUUUAAGUGAGGGGAAUACUAGAGAAAAGACUCUCAUUGCCAACUUAGCAAGUCUCAAAGCUGAACUUGCUGAGAAAUCCACAUUGCAGACGAAGUUAGAAGAGCUUGAAGAGAAGCUAUUGCUGGCAGAAGCCCAGUUCCAAGAGCAGUCAACUAAGCUGCAAGAUAGAGAUAUAUUAAUGUCUGAGAUGGAAGAGCAUUUAAGUGAGGGGAAUACUAGAGAAAAGACUCUCAUUGCCAACUUAGAAAGUCUCAAAGCUGAACUUGCUGAGAAAUCCACAUUGCAGACGAAGUUAGAAGAGCUUGAAGAGAAGCUAUUGCUGGCAGAAGCCCAGUUCCAAGAGCAGGUUGUAAAACUUAGGGCAGAGGCAGCUGAAAAGGAAUCAGAUCUUAUUUCUAAGUUGGAGGAGCAUGCAGCUAAGCUGCAGGAUAGAGAUAUAUUGGCUGUACAAGUGGCUGAUCUCCAUAUUGCUCACACGACCUUGAAUGAGCAGCAUGAGACCCUGCUUAAAAAAGAUACUGAAAGGGAGGCCAAGAUGAACGAGGACAUGGAGACUAGAAAUGCACAUAUAACAGAAAUACGUUCCUUGAAAGUCCUCGUCUCUGAACUUGAGGAGAAACUAAAGACCACAAAUCUUAGUUUAGAAGAGCAGAAAGAGAUUGAAUCAACUAAAGAAGUUGAAAGAGUAGGUGCUUUGAAACAAGUUGAAGAACUUCAGCAGAAGCUACAACAGGCAGAAGCAUCAUUAAAUGAACAGGGUGCCAAAUCAGGGGAAAAUCUGGCAGUUGUGAAUGCGGAGGUGGAAGAUUUGAAGAAAAAAUUGAGUGAGGCUGCAGGUUUAGAAAAUAAGAUAUCAGUGCUUGAGAGCAAACUCCAACUGGCUAACGCAAAGUUAGAGGACAAGGGGACUGUAGACAUCCAGAAGGCAGACGUGAAGAAUUCUCUUGAGGUCAAAUAUAGAGAGAUUGGAUUAGAAUUGAAGGAUACUGUUGAGGUGAAAUCUAGAGAUAUUGGAUCAACUGUUUCAUCUCCUUCAAAGAAGAAGAGUAAGAGACGUGCUGAAGCAGCAUCUACAAAGACCAUCGAACCAUCGGGCAUGAACUUCAAGUUCAUACUGGGAGUGGCAUUUGUUUCUAUUAUUGUGGGUAUCAUUCUUGGUAAGCGGUACUAGCUAGUAUUAAAAGGUCGAACUUAAAAGGCUAUGCAGUUUUGUGUAAUAUAGUAUUCAUUUUUAUUAUUUAUUCUAUUUUUGUACCACCUUGGGUUGGCUUGUAUUGUAUGGUUGAGGUCUUGUUUUGGGGGGUCAGGAAUUUGUUUUUGUAUCAUUCCUGCCUCUUUGGUGGGGGCUGUUGCAUUGCUUGCUUUAUGUAGUGAGUUGUAUUUAUGAGAACUUUGAAGUGCUUGUUAUUGUUGUUAUUGCAAAAUUGAGAGAAACUUAGUCUUAUUUC